GAGUGCAUGUGUUUUUAUUUGUGGUGCCUUUUAUAAUACGAAUAAAGUCCAAGCGUCGUAUAAUUUGUAAAUUAUUUCGGAAAGACCACAAUGGAAUCAAACAACGAAACAUAUCUUGGAUUCGAUCUCAGCACACAGAAGUUAAAAGCUGUGCUCCUUAACUUCAAGCUGGACAACAUCGCACAUGCAGAGGUCAUGUUUGAUUCAGAUUUGCCAGAGUUCCGAACGGUUGGUGGAGUGAAUGCCGGAAGGACAAAGAAUGAGUUCUAUGUUCAUCCAGUAAUGUGGAUAAAGGCCGUCGAUAUGGUUCUGGAUCGUAUUAUAAUGCAAGGAGCUGACCUUAGUACUGUAGUUGCUCUCAGUGGUUCUGCACAACAGCAUGGUUGCUUGUUUUGGUCACGGGCUGGAAUAGAAUCGCUUCGUAAUUUAGAUGCUGACAAAUUUCUACACACACAAAUUGAUGAUUCUGCUUUUACCAUUCAUCGCACACCAAUCUGGAUGGAUGGCACGACAAGUCUUCAGUGCGAGGAAAUGGAGACAGCUGUUGGAGGGCGAGAAAAAAUGGUGGAAAUAACGGGUUCUAAGUGCUAUGAGCGAUUUUCCGGGCCACAAAUUCGUAAAAUAUUUCAAAACCGUCCAGACUGCUAUCGAAAUACUGAGCGAAUUUCGCUUGUUAGCAGUUUCUUAGCAUCUAUUUUUCUUGGCGACGUCGCUCCUAUUGACUGCGCUGAUGGUUCUGGAAUGAAUUUGCUAGAUAUACAAUCCCAAGAUUGGUCCGAUAUAUGCUUAAACGCAUGUGCUCCCGGACUAUAUGCCAAACUUGACAAACCUGCGCCAACUAGCAGCGUAAUUGGAAAUAUUGGCUCUUUUUUUGUGAAGCGAUACAAUUUUAACGCAACAUGUGAAGUAGUUACAUUUACUGGAGAUAAUUUGUCUGCAUUAGCCGGUAUGAAUGUAGGCCAUGAUUGGUUGGCAUUAUCUCUAGGUACAAGUGAUACGGUUAUGAUGAAGUUGAAUUCUCCUUCAAAUUUUUCUGAGGGACAUGUUCUUGUUCAUCCAACUGAUGAAGGUUACAUGGGUAUGUUAUGUUUCAGAAAUGGUUCACUUGUACGUGAAAUUUUCAAGCACGAAGAGGCGAAUGAUUCCUGGGAACAAUUCAAUGAGCUGCUUGAUUCAACUCCCAGAGGCAAUUUUGGAAACAUAGCGCUUCAUUUCAUAUCAAAAGAAAUUUUGCCACCAGUGAAAGGUACACUUCGUUGGAACAAAACGUCAUCUCUUCAAAAUGCUGAAAAAGCCAAAGGAGUGCUUAAAUAUAGUUCACCACAGUCAGAGAUUAGAGCACUUAUAGAAGGGCAGAUGCUAACGAGGAAGUCAUAUGCUUCCGAAAUGGGCUUCAGUUUCGAAGAAAAAACUAAAAUCCUUGCAACUGGUGGGGCAUCAGCAAAUCAUUCAAUACUUCAAGUGAUUUCGGACGUCUUUAAUGCUCAGGUCUAUACGCAGAAAACAACUGAAGCUGCUUUGCUUGGAGCAGCAUAUCGUGCCAAAUACGUAUUAUCUGUGCACCGAGCAAAGGCGUCUGCUAUUGUUGAUAACAAGUUAUCAAUUCCUACGUACUAUGAUUUCAUCGCCAAAUUUCAUCAGCAUUCGCCAUUGCAUGUAUGUGAUCCUAGCAAGGAUAGCGAAGAAAUUUAUGGACCAAUGAUAAAACGGUACAAAGAAAUGGUUAGCUAUAUGAUGAAACAUCAAGUAUGAUUGAACAAAUUUAAAGUUCAAAAGUUGUACAUUCCAAUCGCCUUUUAUGCAUCAAGAGUGACUUGUAAUCUAUUAACUGUUAUAUUUUAUUUUACUUUUUCUUGCUUUACGAGUUUAUCCAAUGUUAUUUAUAACGCAAUUUAUAUUGCCUUUUUUGAAUAUUUUGUAUUUUACUACAAUUUGAUUGAACUAAAAUAAUUUAUCAUUGGUCCUAUUAUAUUAAAACAGCAGUAUGAGAUACUAAAACAUUUGUUGUCUUAUGACUUUUUUCCAUUUUUGUAAUUGUAGCGUUUAUUCAGUCGAAGGUUGACUGAAGGUUGGAUUGAUCAAUGCUCAUGAAUAAAACGAGAAAAAAAUAAAAUGACGAUGUUCAACAUAA
Messenger RNA from Anopheles darlingi, 2131 nucleotides. RefSeq names its product xylulose kinase. Gene Ontology annotation, molecular function: D-xylulokinase activity. The transcript is spliced from 4 exons. Gene Ontology annotation, cellular component: cytosol. Lineage: Eukaryota; Metazoa; Arthropoda; Insecta; Diptera; Culicidae. Gene Ontology annotation, biological process: D-xylose metabolic process; xylulose metabolic process. The record is from RefSeq and is a predicted model, not a curated record. Bases 91 to 1752 code for a protein of 553 amino acids.